ACAAAUUAAAACUCAAAGCAACGGGACAAUCAACGAACAUUCCCGUGUUGUUUGGCGAAUUCAAGUGAUUUAUUUGAGACAAUUCCAAAAUUAUCUUAUCCAAGAUAAACAAAAAAAUCUGUUUAAUUUGUUUAUUCACUUGAUCCAGCAUUUAGUGUUGCUCCAAUCACUGUAAUCGCGUUAAUUAAUGGUUCAAAUCAUGGCUGGAUGUUUGGAAUCCGUCCUGCAGGUCAUAAAUAAGAUGUCAUCCACCGACGUUGGUGGUGACAUCCACGUACCCAUAAAAGUAUCCAUUGAAUUGGGGCCAUAUUUUGUAAACAAAUUCGGUUGUUGCUGCCUGCGCCAUUCUCGCAUGACUCUGCAUCAUGUGUUAUCUCGCAGAUAGCUUAUCAGGCAGAAAACACUCCACUGAAUGAGACUGUAUAAACAAGUUAUCGGGCCUCAUAAGUACCAUCAUAUUAGUAGUGGUUCGAUCACUUAUAAGCUUGCUGAUUUAUCGUGACUUCUUCAAACUCGUACACGAUAAAAAAAAACAGAAUAAUAAUUAUUAAUUUCUCGGGUUUUGUACCCUAACGCUGCAUUUGCUUCGAAAGUUGCACUGCAACAGGUGGUAACGUUCGUAACGUUGCUCUAUUUCAGAAAAUUGUGUCUAAUUGUUAAGUGUUCGAAUAUUUGUACAGGUUACCGAGCCAUCUUAUGGCUAAUCUGUUACGUCUAAAUCCCAUUUCUAACGACUAAUAUCAAUAUUGCAAAAUGUCAAGAAAUAUUUAGAUCAGCAAAAAAAAAUCGACGCAAUCGUUCAGAGGCAUAAGUAAUGCAUUCUGUAAUUUCAAGCAAUACAUCACUUCUCGCUAAGUUGCAUCAAACGACAUAUAGAUUUAAUAUAUGUUUAGAAACAAAUAGAUUAAAGAUUGCUGAAUGUAACUGUGAUAUUGCAGGAUAUAAGUCAAGAUGUUUUUGGAGAUUGUGUUGUUGUUUGUGUUGGUGUUGGUGUACGCGGUGCUGAGGGACAGGCGCCCCCGCAACUGCCCCCCUGGUCCAGCUGAGAUCCCAUUUUUUGGACGACUUCCAUUUUUCGAUGAAGAUACGGGCGAAAAUCUGCGAAAAACCUACGGUGAUAUUGUCAUGUAUCGCACUGGGACUAUACGCUCGGUGUUUCUGUUCGACUCCGACACCGCCAAGGAGGCCUUGGCAAGACUGGAUUUCGCCGACCGCCCAGAUUUCUUCACCACUUUCAGCUUGGACGAUCAAAAACUUGGAGGUGUUAUUAGCAGCAACGGUGCGCACUGGCAGCACGACCGCCGUUUUGUGCUACGCAACCUACGCAACCUUGGAAUGGGUAAGGAUCACCUAGAGGAAGCAAUUAAUAUCGAAGGCAAAGCGCUGGUGGAAGACCUCAAGAAGUACGGUGGUAAAGCCAUCAACUUCCCCGACAGCUUCAGGACAGUGGCGCUCAACAUCAUCUGGCAGAUGGUGGCUAGUACUCGGUACGAUCUUCGCUCUAAAGAAGUUGAAAUAAUUUAUCGCCUGACUAAUGAAUUUCGUGAAAAAUUUUCCGUGCUGUCGUUAUUACCCGUAUUCAUUCCGGCAUUAGAUCAUCUACCUAAAUACAUCAAGAAUUUUCUGUUUGGCGACGAUAUUUUUGAUCGCUUCGUGGAAGAAAUGAAGAACGUCGUGAACGAAGCCGUGGACAAGCAUCUGGAGGACUAUGACCCCGACAACCCCCGGGACCUCAUAGACGAGUACAUCAAAGACAUGAAGGCGAGCGAAGGCGACGACAACUCUCUUUUCAGGAGGGGAGCUUUGAACCAAAUUGUCAACGACCUCUUCGUCGCGGGCUCAGACACAGUGAGCCACAUGCUGAAGUGGGUGGCCUACCUGCUCGCCCAGUAUCCAGAGUAUGCAAAGAAGAUGCAGCAGCAAAUAGACGACGUCGUGCCUAGGAACCGCAUGGUGUCGCUCGAUGAUAAAAAGAGCUUGCCAUUGGUAGAAGCAUUCACCGUAGAAGCUUUGCGGUAUUCGUCCAUGGUGGUGUACAACGUUCAGAGGUCGGCUCAUCGAGAUGCAACCAUCAACGGCUACUUCAUCCCCAAGGGCACUGUGGUUCAGGUCGCCAACUAUUCUAUCCACCACGACCCGCGGUACUGGGACCACCCCCACAAGUUCUACCCUGAACGAUUCCUGGACGACAGCGCCACCAAGUACACUGCUCCUAACAUCGGCUUCUUUGCUUUCGGUUCAGGUCGGCGCCAGUGCGCUGGUGAGCUGCUGGCCCGCAUGGAGUUGUUCCUCUUCACCGCCGCCAUCAUCCAGCACUUCGACGUCAUUCCUCCAAAGGGCGUGGUCCUCAGCCAAAAAGAUAUACUGAAUUUGGGAGGCCUUCGCACGCCGGCAGACAAUAAGCUAAUCUACAGACCAAGAAACUAACAUUUACACAAACCUCUGCCUAGCCAACUUUGUUUGGUACAGACAUCGCAGUAAAUGAAUCGCUCGAAAAAAAUUAGCAUUUGAGAAAAAAAGACAACUCUGUCGUCUCUGUAUAAAGUUACACCAUGUGGAAGCUAUGACCGCAAAUUUCAAAUGCGCGAAUUUUUCUGAUCCAAUGAAUAAUUCUAAAAUAUCGUACUGUAGAAUAUUUCUUUAGAUAACACUCAAUUAUGCACCAUGAAGAGGCUCGUGGUAGACCUGAUACAGAGUGAAUGAAACGUUCCAAUUAAGAAGAUUUUUGACAUCUAAAUAAAGCAUAAUAGGUGUAAUGUUCAAACUGAAAAAUGUGCUAAGAGCCGCUUUAGUGUUGGUAAUUUCCUUGCUGCAGAGGCCUAGGUUGAUUAUUAAUUAGAUAUUACAGGUUUGGAGUAUUGAUUAGAUUUAACUGGUUUUAUAAAUAAUUGGAUUUAACGGGGUUUGGUUAUUAAUUAGAGUUAAUGAAUUUUUUAAGUUUUUUGCGUACAAAGUGCGCGUUUUAACUGCGAUUUGUGUUUGGGAGAUAGUUUUAGAAAGAAAAGGAACCCUGUUGCAUGCGGUCAUGCGCACCAGAGAUCAUUAUAAUAUUGAAUGAGAGAGAAGAUUAAGCCUCUGUCUUCGCCAUAACUAUUGUUGCUCUGUCGGUAAUUAUUGUCAAGUUUGAUUACACGAAGAGUGUAAUCAAACUUUACGAUCAAGUUUUACGUGGUGUAAUAUAGGUGUACUAGCAACAUAUACGUUCAUGACUUCUUCGUGGCGCUGUCUAUUAAAUUGUGUCUUGACCUCA
Messenger RNA from Hyalella azteca, 3250 nucleotides. RefSeq names its product cytochrome P450 2L1. The record is from RefSeq and is a predicted model, not a curated record. Bases 952 to 2427 code for a protein of 491 amino acids. Gene Ontology annotation, molecular function: monooxygenase activity; oxidoreductase activity, acting on paired donors, with incorporation or reduction of molecular oxygen; iron ion binding. Lineage: Eukaryota; Metazoa; Arthropoda; Malacostraca; Amphipoda; Hyalellidae. The transcript has 11 exons.